CUCUGAACGAACCUUUAUCACACGUAGCUUUUUAGAUUAUUUUUACCCAGGAUUUUAAUUAAUUCUUUUUAAUUUUUAACACAUAAGGUUUUUUAGAUAAACUUUUAAGUAUGGAUGUCGAAAAAAGUACUUAUUCUCGCAGCAAAAGCACCAUUCAACGAAGGCAAACUCUCCAGGAUUCACGAGCGAGCAAAAACUCUCCAAGAAAGCGUACUUACCAGAGGGACCAGACCUCAAGAAAAAAUCAUUGGCAAUCAAAAGAUUGCAAAACAUCUUCAUGUCCUAAUGAUGACCUGCGUUCUCCUUGUCACAAACAUCCACGAUUCAAAGCACAGCAAGAUAGUACUCCAACAGACAAACCCAGAAGGAAAGGACCAUGGAAUAAAGGGAUUGAGACAAGUCAAGAAGAAACCCAGAAAACUGUACUUGAAAAGAAAGAUUUUCCACCUCUUGGCUUCAACAUUGAGAGAUUUACUCCAGAGACAAACAAAGAUUGGGGAAGUAUAGUUGAUGAAGARGAAGAACUUCAGUUAAAGAAACAGAGCAGUAAAGAAAAUCAAAAGCCUCUCAAAUUUAAAAGACGCCUCUUGCUGUCAGCAUCAGACUCRAGCGAAUCCAAAGACACCAAUAAGAAUGUAGAGCAUGGUGAAGAGAAGACAAAACCCAAGGUCCUAAGGCCAAUGAUUGCAGACCCUCACAAGCUUGCACAAAGACAAAAACAGAUAGAUAUUGGCAAGAACACAGUAUCAUAUGGGCAUUACAUUAAGACAGUCUCAAGACAAGAAAGAUCAAAGGAAGAUCCAUGGACACCAGACAAGUUUCAGCAGUGCAGCACCCGUUCAUGGGUGGGUCAGAUAAAGGUGUGGCGUCGACGACUGCACAGUUACGAUUUAUCAUCKGAGAUUAAGGAAGACUUGUUCUCUACAUCAUCARCAAGUUCUAGUCAGACCACUGAUGACAUUGGCAUGGAUACAAUAGAAGAACCAASACAAACACCAAGAACAAUAGAAGACAUGUUUGAAGGCUUUGAUUUAGACAGCUGUCUGCAAGAUGAUGGGUACCCUUUGUAAUAUGAUAAGAAUAUUGGGCUAAUUUACAGAGGUUAUUAUAGUAUYCAUAGAGAUUCAUGUACAAGACUUGAUUUUAAGCAUACUGUAUUUACAGACAAAUAAGCUAUACACCUUGUCUGAAUAAUUAUUCUGAAUUUUGGCACGCUAUGAAAGAGCUGCUUGUAAAUUUGAGAAAGACUUACCUGGCAAAUAUCUCAAUAACUUUUAUGGUCAUUCAAAACCUGCUUUGAAYUAUUAUCAAAACAUGUGAAUACUUUGAUCAAUAACAAAAAAGUGUGAGGUAAAUUGUUCUCAUUGAAGGCAUUCUAUUUUUUCUAUUUUACAGUAUUUUUAAUAGUAUGAAUUACCUGGUCUAACUUGUUAGAUAUAUUGUUUGCACUCUACUGUUUUUUUAGUUUACAAAAUAUUUUUAAUCUGUCAUUAUCGUUGUUUAGAUAUUCAUUGCCUGAUUUCAUACUGUGGRAGACUGGGUCCCUUUUCUUCUGUUCACUCUUCCAUUCAAAUAGCAUAAAGGGAAAAUAAGAGUAAAUUUUUGCUUUUACAAUGUAUUUAAAUUUAAAACAAACAAACGCUUGAAAGGGAUGCCAGUAGACCAUGGUCCUAUAAACCAAACUAUGUUGCUUUUCUCACAGCCUUCAUGCAGUCACACAGUUUUGGUUUGGCUGCAUGCCUGCAAUUCUAUACAGUACAAUCUUUACUUAUAUCACAAUCAUCAAGUGUUGUACAGUACAGUCUCCCAUGGUAUGAAUGAGGCAAUGCCUAAAAUUGCCAUCCUUUUAUAUAUUCACCGUUGUGUUCUAGAGUGACCAGGAAACAMCUUUGAAACACUAACUGCUAAUCCGUAAUUGGGAUUCGAAAAAAAA
This is a messenger RNA of Exaiptasia diaphana, 1933 nucleotides long. Its product is annotated as histone RNA hairpin-binding protein. Gene Ontology annotation, cellular component: histone pre-mRNA 3'end processing complex; cytoplasm. Bases 111 to 1070 code for a protein of 319 amino acids. The transcript has 6 exons. Gene Ontology annotation, molecular function: histone pre-mRNA stem-loop binding; mRNA binding. NCBI's taxonomy places the organism in Eukaryota, Metazoa, Cnidaria, Anthozoa, Actiniaria, Aiptasiidae. The record is from RefSeq and is a predicted model, not a curated record. Gene Ontology annotation, biological process: mRNA 3'-end processing by stem-loop binding and cleavage; mRNA transport.